UGAUAUUGAUGAUGUAAUGACAAUAAAUCCUCAGUUGUCCGAAGAACUACCUACCGCAGAUGUGAAAGAGAAUCUUCCUUUGCAAGAGAAUGUAACAGUACAGAAACAGAAGCGCAGAACAACACUUUCAAAAAUUCCUGCUCCACGAGAAGCUGGUCGUGGCCAUUCCAGGAUGUCAGUUAUCACAGAAUCUCAGUGCAGCCUCCAGGAAAAUGAGAUGGGGGUGGAUUCCUGUGCUCCUACACAAACCAGAAACAAUUCAUCACUUCCUGUUCGGAGAAGAUCUAACAUGGCAAAAGGGAUGGAGAAAACAAAAAGCAAGAGAGAAGAAAAGAGAGCUCAAAAUAAUGAAAACAAGGCAAAACGUGCACAGGAGUUUGACAGCAGCUGUCCAAACUGGGAAUUUGCACGGAUGAUCAAGGAAUUCAGAGCAACUUUAGACUGCCAGCCUCUGUCUAUAACUGACCCCAUAGAAGAACAUAGGAUUUGUGUCUGUGUAAGGAAGCGCCCUCUCAAUAAACAAGAACUGCUAAAAAAGGAAUGCGAUGUGAUUACUGUUCCCAGCAAGUGUGUCCUGCUGGUGCAUGAGCCAAAGCAGAAAGUGGACCUAACUAAAUACCUUGAAACCCAAGCAUUUAGAUUUGACUUUUCAUUUGAUGAAUCCUCUUCUAAUGAAAUGGUAUACAGGUUCACUGCUAGACCUCUUGUAGAGACCAUCUUUGAGGGUGGCAAGGCAACAUGUUUUGCAUAUGGCCAGACAGGCAGUGGCAAGACACAUACUAUGGGUGGAGACUUCUCUGGGAGAGCACAGAAUGCCUCAAAGGGCAUAUAUGCUUUUACAUCACAAGAUGUCUUCCUCCUCCUAAACCAGCCCAGGUACAGGAAUCAGGACCUGGAAGUCUAUGUGACCUUCUUUGAAAUAUACAAUGGAAAGGUAUUUGACCUCUUGAAUAAGAAGGCAAAGCUUCGAGUCCUGGAGGAUGGCAAGCAGCAGGUCCAGGUUGUUGGUCUUCAAGAGAGACAAGUUGGCUGUGCGGAGGAUGUCAUCAGAAUGAUUGAGAUGGGCAGUGCCUGCAGGACAUCUGGGCAAACUUUUGCAAAUGCUAGCUCUUCACGGUCACAUGCCUGCUUCCAAAUCAUCCUACGCCGAAGAGGGAAACUGAUUGGCAAAUUUUCCUUGGUGGAUCUGGCAGGAAAUGAGAGGGGCGCAGACACAUGUAGUGCUGAUCGGCAGACACGAAUGGAAGGCGCAGAAAUCAAUAAGAGCUUGUUGGCUUUGAAGGAAUGCAUCCGAGCUUUAGGGCAGAACAAAUCUCACACUCCUUUUCGGGAGAGCAAGCUGACCCAGGUGCUAAGAGAUUCUUUCAUAGGAACAAAUUCAAGGACCUGUAUGAUAGCAAUGAUUUCUCCAGGCAUGGGUUCGUGUGAGUACACCUUAAACACACUGAGAUACGCUGACAGAGUGAAAGAGCUCAGCCCUCAUAAUGGAAGUGGUGAAACACAGAAUCAGAUGGAGACUGAGAAUGAGGAAACGGAGACCAGUGGAGAAGGCUCGGGUCUUCAGUACAAUCUUUCCAAGGAUGAGGAGGAAGAGAUCUCUUGCCACAUGUUCAAUUUUCGUGAGGCUAUAACUCAAAUUAGUGAACGGGAGGAGAAGGUUGUAGAACAGCUCAGAGAACUGAGACAGAGAAUGAUGACUGAUCUUGACUACCUUUUGGGAAUCACGGAGCAACCAGACUAUGAUCUUGAGACCUUUGUGAGCAGAGCUAACCACUUUGUAGAGGAGAGCUCAAGAAACUUCCUUAGUGUCAGAGAAACGCUGGAUGCCUUGGGGGCUGCCAUGCAACUGGAAGAGCAGGCCAGCAAACAGAUGAGCCGGCAGAGGCCUUAG
This is a messenger RNA of Apaloderma vittatum (bar-tailed trogon), 1891 nucleotides long. RefSeq names its product kinesin family member 2C (gene KIF2C). Gene Ontology annotation, biological process: microtubule-based movement. The transcript has 18 exons. The record is from RefSeq and is a predicted model, not a curated record. Gene Ontology annotation, molecular function: microtubule motor activity; microtubule binding; ATP binding. Lineage: Eukaryota; Metazoa; Chordata; Aves; Trogoniformes; Trogonidae. Bases 17 to 1891 code for a protein of 624 amino acids.